CAAAUGUAGUGGUUUGAUCAUGGCACAACAACUUUUUAACCAACAUACAAAUAACCCAUAAACUUAUUCCUUUUCAGCUUCAGAACCGUUCUAGGACCCCUUCAUAUCUAAAUUGCAACAUUUCAUUCCAGUCGACAAUUCGUACUCUUGUUUUAUCAACUGUCGAAGUCGAAGCUCCAUCCCACUUCAAUCGCUCGUUUCCGUUACCCCGCGGUCCGACCGGGAUCUCGCACGGUUCAACUCUUCCAACCUUUUGGCUCUUCUGCAAAGAGACAUGAGCUCCGAGGCCGCCGACAUGUUGUCGCCGGCCACGAGAGAGAUACUGGGCAAGGUCCGGCAGAUCGUGCCGCCUAUGCUGGAGAAAUUUCAUAAAGGUCAACUGGGCCGCGUGGCUGUCAUUGGAGGCAGCGAGGACUACACGGGUGCUCCGUACUUCUCGGCCAUGGCGAGCGCGCGGCUGGGCUGCGAUAUGUCCCACGUAAUUUGCACGCCCGCUGCCGCGGCGGUCAUAAAGACCUACAGCCCGAACCUGAUGGUGCACCCGCUGAUGCGGCAAUCGCCCUCCCCACACCACUCCUCCGACUCCUCCCACGCCGUCGCCGACUCGGACCCCGCGCACAUAUCGGGCAAGAUCAUCGACAUGCUCCCCCGGCUACACGUCCUCGUGGUCGGGCCGGGCCUCGGCCGCGACCCGCUCAUGCAGGAGACGUGCGCGCGGGUCCUGGCUGCGGCGCGCGAGCGGAAGAUGCCCGUGGUCAUGGACGCGGAUGCGCUCGCGCUCGUGACCAAGACGCCGGAGCUCGUGCACGGGUGGCGCGAGGUCGUGCUCACGCCGAACGUGGUCGAGUUUGGCCGGCUGUGGAAGGGGCUCAAGAAGGACGGUGACCCCGACGAGGCUGCCAAGGGUGCUGAUUCCACGCGACAGGUCGAGGCCCUGUCCAAGGCGCUGGGUGGCGUGACGAUCGUGCAGAAGGGUGGGAGAGACUAUAUAUCGAAUGGCGAGACGACGUUGACGGUGGAUGUGACGGGUGGCCUCAAGAGGAGCGGAGGCCAAGGAGAUACCCUGACGGGUAGUAUCGCGACGAUGCUGGCGUGGCGAAAGGCUUACCUGGAUGGCAUUUGGGACCACGACGGGAAGCUUGGCGAGGCGGAAACCCUGGGGUUGGCGGCGUUUGGAGGCGCGGUUAUUACGAGGGAAUGCUCACGCCUCGCCUUCGGGAAGAAGGGCAGGAGUUUACAGGCUAGCGACCUUACCGACGAGGUUUAUAUCGCGUUUUUGAACCUGAUCGGUGAAGCGAUCGAGAAGAAAGGUUAGAACGGAUGGUAGCCACAACAUGAACGUAACGACCUACUCCAGGUUGUGACAAAAAAUUACAAAAUGAGCAGGGUCAUCAUACCGAGUACUAGGUAGCCCGUUUUACUUUGCUGUGAACUCUACAUGUUUACUUCCUAUGGCAUACGGUGUUCUUUGGCUGCAUGAGAGUACGAGCUGAUUUAAUAAGGCGCACGAAAGAUCGACAUGUAUAAAGAUAUUAAUCAGCUAGAUCAAUGACUACACAAUUAUGAAUUCAAAUACACUUGCUCUGAA
Molecule: messenger RNA, 1588 nt
Organism: Annulohypoxylon truncatum
Lineage: Eukaryota; Fungi; Ascomycota; Sordariomycetes; Xylariales; Hypoxylaceae
Product: Ribokinase-like protein
Exons: 5
Coding region: 275-1315 (346 amino acids)
Biological process (GO): metabolite repair
Molecular function (GO): ATP-dependent NAD(P)H-hydrate dehydratase activity
Source: RefSeq, a predicted model, not a curated record